Racocetra persica is the source of this 243-nucleotide messenger RNA. The record is from the annotation of a GenBank genome assembly. Lineage: Eukaryota; Fungi; Glomeromycota; Glomeromycetes; Diversisporales; Gigasporaceae.
GGAGUUGAUGAAAACCUAUAUACCGAACAGGUUUAUUCUGAGGAUCUCUAUAUAGAUCCAAAGGUUCCAGUAAAUAAUACUGAGAACCUUGAUAAUCAGGAAUUUAAUAAUAUUGAGAACCUUGAUGACCAAGAGGUUCCAAAUUAUACUGAGAGUCUUGAUUCAGACAAAGAUGAAUUAAAUAAUUUUAAACUUCCUGCUGAUGAUGAAUAUGAUUUCUUAAAUUUUUCUGACACUGAUUAA